Siniperca chuatsi (mandarin fish) is the source of this 4927-nucleotide messenger RNA. Its product is annotated as putative helicase mov-10-B.2. The coding region runs from base 907 to 3897 and encodes 996 amino acids. Lineage: Eukaryota; Metazoa; Chordata; Actinopteri; Centrarchiformes; Sinipercidae. The transcript is spliced from 23 exons. The record is from RefSeq and is a predicted model, not a curated record. Gene Ontology annotation, molecular function: RNA binding; 5'-3' RNA helicase activity.
AACUUUUAUUAUUUAUUUUAAUUGAUUUUGUUGUUGUUGAAAUGUGCCCAGCAUUGCAAGGCUGUGGGAAUCAGUAACCAAGGACUUUUUUCAAAUUUUUGUAGAGUGCAAAAACUUUGAUAUUAAUUGGGCUAUUUUAAUUUAAUUUCUUAUGUUGUCGUUGAAAACACAGCAUUCCAAGACUGCACAUUGUCAGUUUUUUUGGAAGACUCUGCUAUAGUUGUUGAUUUUUAAAAAUGUGUGUUGAAUAAAUGGCUUGGCUAUUUAAACAACACAUUACGUAGUCAUAUUUUCAAAUCUCCAGUCAGCUUUUAGCACUGACUUAAUGUAGGGCCCUAUGCAAUCUGAAUUAUAGCUUUAUAUAUUUAAAUUAUCAAUUCCGUGAUUCUGUUCUCACAGAAACUAUAGGGCCCUACCUUAACGCCUGGGCUCCGGGUCCCCCAGUUCCCAUCAAAAGAUACGUGUCUCCGAGGCUAACAACUUUGCUGGGGGAAACCCCGUAGGCCUACAGGCUGAAAAAACUAGAAGUUGUUAUUGCUGAUCUGUUCACUGACUGACUCAUCCAAAUGAAAUAUAUUGAUAGCUCUGUUUUAUCUAAUUUGUUUGCAGUUUCGUUUUGCUCUGUCGGCCACACGGUUCCAACUCGUUAAGUUUCGUUUCUGCGGACAGGCAGGCUGUGUGGGUGCACUUGCUUUAAAUACCCGAGCUCGAUCUACUCCUAUUGCAGCUCCGUAUCGUGAGAAACAGAGAGACGCCGCCCGUGUGGACUGUCCGGGAAGGGAAACGGAACCGCAGUCCCCGGGAUUUCCUCUGAGCUACAAAUAUAACCCGUCUGUUGUUGAUAUAUCCGUAUUCGACCCGGACAUUUUCUUGUUUGGAUAAAUUCGAUCACAUCAAUCUUUGAUCAUGGUUAAUAUGAAGUUAUCUUUACGAUGCCAGAUUGGACUCGAGUUCUUUGAGUUUCUGAAGGAGACUGAUCGAGCAUCCAUCACAGACAGAAUUGAAUUAAGAGACAUUUACAACACUGAGUUUAGGAGCAGAAAUGCAGUUACCAAAGAUCCUAACUUCGGUUCAGUCCUUUAUGCCCUGAAAGUGUCCAACAAAAUAACAAGACGAAGAGACAAAAUUCGCUUCAACUCCACGGUAACAGCUCUUUUUCUGGACCAGUGGCAUUCACACAGGAGCUGUCUCCAGAGUGGAGCGGCCAGUCCCGGGACAGCGCAGACCUUCACCUCCGGAGAUGAAGCAGAGACGGGAGUUCGAGCCCGGAGGAAACUGGCCAGUCUUCUGAUGAAGAGACUGAACACAGACAGGGCUCAGUUCAUCUCUGACAAACAUGGUAUCAGCAUCACCUCCGACCGUCCGUUUGAGAACGGGAAACUUUGCUUGCGAGUGGAAGAGUGUGAGUGCGUGGUAAAUCUGAAAGUGGAAAACACCUCAACAGAGCCUGUGUAUUUCACCUACUACACCCCACUGCACUGGCUCAGGUACUUCACUCUGAUAGAUGAGCACAAAGUGACCAAGACAAACCCUUUGUAUCUACAACCAGGUGACAGCUAUGAAAUCCAGGUUCACUUCUGCUGCAGUUUGGUUGGUUUCUAUCCAGCUACACUGGCCUUUGAAUUCAAACCAGACCUGGAGACCUCCUCCACUGCGUUCCACAUUGUGCGCUUCAUUGAGGCUCAGUGUAUAACUGCCUUAGGACUGGAGCUGGCACCUAUAGCGCCCUACAAACCUCGCUCCCUCCCUGCCUGGACCCCUGAAGUUGAUUACACGAUUGUGGAUGGACAGCGACCUGAAGGGCUGUCAGUGCUGCAGCUAAAAAAUGUGGUCGAGCUAAAACAGUAUCGAAUACCAGCAUAUAUGAACCAGCUCAUCAAGUCACUGAAGCAGUUUACUUUCUUCUCCGAUACAAGAAGAGCCUUGCUGGAAAGUCCCCUGAGCUGGGAGAACUACUCCGAGAAGUUUCAGCUGCUGCUGUAUCUGGAGGAGCAACAGAUGGAGGUGGACAUCAAGAGAUACAACAUCCCCAACAAUGACAGAGAACAGGCCGUCAUGCUCAGAGACAAAGUCAACAACAAACUUCUCGUUCUGGAGGUACCUGGUGUGUCUGAGAAUCGCCCGUCUGUGCUACGAGGGGAUGCGCUGCUGGCGUACCCUGCAGGAGAAACAGGGGUGAAGUACCGCGGCUACGUCCACAGUGUGCAGCUGGACAGAGUCAAACUCGGCUUCGGCUCAGAAUUGCUGGAUCGCUUUGUAGAUAACAUGAAGUUCAAUAUUGAGUUCACUGUCAACCGCCUGACUAUACGCGUUCAGCACAGAGCAGCAGAGCUGGCAGCCACAUACAGACUGGGAGAGGUGUUGUUCCCUGCUGCACCCGCCUUCCCCUCUCAGCAAACUGAGCUUCCCAAACUCAGGCUGUUGGACUCAAAGCUGGAGAAAAACCCAGAGCAAUAUCAGGCUGUACAACACAUUGUAGCUGGCUCAUCCAAACCUGCCCCCUACCUGGUGUUUGGCCCACCUGGAACAGGCAAAACUGUGACUCUGGUGGAGGCCAUCAAGCAGAUAGAGAAGACCCAGGCCUUCUGCCACAUUUUGGCCUGCGCUCCAUCCAACAGUGCUGCUGAUCUGCUCUGCAGGAAGAUUCUGGACCACGUGGAUGAGCAUAAAGUGUACCGCAUGUACGCCAGCAGCCGGGACCCAAAAUAUGUCCCUGAACAAUUAAAGGCAUGCUCUAACCUGGUAGGGGAGUGUUACGUUUUUCCAGCUAAAGAGAAGCUGAUGGAGUAUAGGAUCAUGGUCACCACCCUGUUAACCGCUGGAAGGCUGGUCACAGGAAACAUCCCUGCGGGUCAUUUCACUCACGUGUUUGUGGACGAGGCAGGACACGCCGUGGAGACAGAAUGUUUAGUCCCACUGGCAGGGCUGCUCCAGGCAGAGUCUGGUCAGGUUAUUCUGGCUGGAGACCCCAAGCAGCUCGGACCCAUUCUCAGAUCCCCUUUUGCGCUGAAAUACGGCAUGGGAGUGUCCCUCUUGGAGCGCAUGAUGAAUGAUUUCUCUCUGUACCAGAAGGACGAGGGCGUGUUCGACAAUCGCUUUGUCACCAAACUGCUGCACAACUACAGGUCCCAUCCCGCCAUUCUGAAGAUUCCCAACGAGCUCUUCUAUGACGGAGAGCUGCAGGUUAGCGCGGAUGAAAUUUUACGCAACUCCUACUGCAGAUGGGAAUACCUCCCGAAGAAGGACUUCCCGGUGAUCUUCCAUGGCGUGACCGGUAUUGACGACCGCGAGGCCAGCAGUCCUUCAUUCUUCAACAUAACAGAGGUGGAGGUGCUGAUGGAUUACGUGAAGAAACUGUUGCAAACACAUGGCAAGAAGGGCCUGUCCACCAUCUCACCCAGAGACAUAGGCAUCAUCGCCCCCUACAGGAAACAGGUGCAGAAAAUCCGUAAGGCCCUGAAUACAGUUGAGAAAGACCUUAAAUUUAAGGACAUGAACGCCCUCAAGGUUGGUUCGGUGGAGGAGUUCCAAGGUCAGGAGAGAAAAGUGAUCAUGGUGUCUACAGUUCGGAGCAGCCCCAGUUACGUAGAGAUAGACAAACAGUUCAACCUCGGCUUUGUCAAGAAUGAGAAGAGGUUCAACGUGGCUGUGACUCGAGCUAAAGCCCUGCUGAUUGUGGUGGGAAACCCCAGAGUGCUGAACACAGAUCCUACCUGGGCCCGGUUCAUCCAGUACUGUCGAGAUGAAGGAGGCUACACUGGUUUUGUCCAGGCAGAGGAAGACGAGGACGUGGUGAUGAGACUCUCUGCCCUCUACAUCAACAUUGAGGCUCAAGUGGAAACCGCAGAGAGUGUCGUUCAGCAGCAACUGGACCCUGAGUGGAGGAACGACCUGUGAGGGGAACGGAGACGCCAAUCGUCCAUCCUGAGCACUUAAAUUAAUUUCAGUCAGUUACAUCUCUUCACCAGAUGCUUGAAUCAACAUGUUAAUAACAAGGUUUCUUAAUUUCUACUCAAAUUCACCAAAAAGGGCUUAAUGGCACCUUUUCACAUUAAAGGUACGCCACACAGCCAGUAUUCACAAGACAAAAACAUUCCAAAAUAUCUCUGUAAUGUCAGCUAUAUGAACUUGACCAAAGACCAAAGGACGGGGAGCAGAAUUAUGUUUAGAGCAGACUGACUGUCUUCGGCUACCUCAGUGGACUGCACUAACACCACUUUCAAACAGUUUCAAUUGAAACAGCUGCAAACACUUAUUUUACCCAGUAAAAUUAAAAGCAAAUGCUUUGGAGACUUGAAUCUUGAAUUUUAAAUUAAUUUAUAUUGUUCUUUUAAAAUGAAUUUUACCAACCAAAAAUGUGAGUUUCAGGUUUCUUAUUUAAUUGACAGUUUUCUACUUUGCUCAAUCAUCACUGCUCUUUUAGAAUCAAGUAGUUUUAGGACGAUUUGUCAAUUCAUUGAACCAACUGUACGGCAGGGAUUCGCCCAUGUGUGAAGUGUCCAAUCUAUUUUUAAAUCACUAUUAUUCAUUACAGAAAUUUUUAUUGAUAUUAACCAAAUUAAAUAUGUUUAUGGUCUAUUUUGAACUGUCUUAAAAAAUGAAAGUGCACUGUCCAAACUUGUAUUAUAUCAUCCAAACCAAAGUUGGAAAUAGUUUGGAUAAUUUGUUUGGUUUUAUUUGAUUUGUGGGCUUGGGAUUUACUGUUGAAUGGCAAAAUAAUAGUUAGUUUUUCAUGCCAUAUGGAAAUCUAUGUAAUAUAAUUGCUGACUCACUGGAAAAAUAUAAAUCCAAGACACCAUUGUAUACUUUUAAAAUGACAGUCAUUGCAUGUGAUUUGUAUAAUUAAUAGUCAUUUUGCUAAUGGGAAAGUUAUACAAACCACAGAAUGUAAAUGCAUUUAUAAAAAAAAUUAAAGGCAUUUGCAAGA